CUAAAAUUGAACAAGUUCUAAUUUUAUCAUAGUGACAACCUAGUCAAUCUGACAAAUGAGUUAUUGUGACAACUGACAAUGUGAAAUGUCACAUGUAUAAUAGACGUUAUAGUUCAAAAAUACCAUAAAUUAUUAAUCAUAAUACAGUUAUAAACUUAUAAAUAUUUAUUAUUUAAAGUAUUUAGUUGUCCUAUUUGUAGUAACAACUAUUCGUAAAAUCCAAAUAUCAAAUGGUACAAAUGGUAUAUUCUUCUCUAUGGUAUGAAAUAUGAAUGUAAAAUUUCGUUAUUUUAGCCUUGUUUUCUCUUUGGAAUAAAUAUUUUUGUCAAGAAUCCACCAAUUUACUAUUUAGGUUGCAGUUUAUUAUAUAAGAAAAAAAAUGGAAAAUAUUGAAGUUUAUGUUGAAAUAGUCACCAAUAAAACAUAUUUUAUAGAGAACGCCGUGGAUAUUUCUUUCAAAUUCAUCAAUAAAUCUUUGAAACAAAAAUAUUCUGAUUGGAUUGCAUUAUAUAAAUGUAGCAGCAAUAGAAAUUUAGAAGAGUUUGUUGCAGUAGAAACUGAUUUAAAAAUGCACACACCGACAAAAUAUGGUUUUCAUCAAGUUACAUUUUAUGCAUAUCAGUUGAAGAAUGUUAAAUGUAAUGAAGCUUAUGAAUUUCUAUAUGGCAAUGAAUUUAAUGAGAUUUAUGGAAUUAGUCGUCCAAUACGUUUUAUUCAUCAAAAUGAAUGCAUUUAUUGUUAUCCUAAUAAUUCAGAACUAGAAACAAACCAUAGUUGUGUCUCUGAGGAAUUGAUCAGUUCAUUAUUAGCUCAUAUUUCUAUUUUGGAUAGUCAAUUAACCGACUGCAAAGUAAAAUCUAACGAAAUUGUAUCAAUUAAUAAGCAUUUGAUGACUCAAAUGAAUGAAAAUGUUGCAAUUGUUCAAAAAAAUAACGAAUUUUUAAACAGUUUGUUUUAUUCAAACGAACCUGUGACUAGAGAUGAAUAUCGGAUAGAAACAUGCACUGAUAUUGAUUUGACAAUGAGUUGUAUUGAAAGUAAUGAAUAUGAACUACAAGAUCUACAUUAUGAGUUUGAAAAAGCAUUAGAAAAGUUCACUAAUAAAGAGGACAAAGAGAUUAAUGAUGAUCAGGCACCCUACACUGAUACAGACAAGGUGUUAAAUUGUACAGUAAAUGUUGAAAGUGUGCUUACACCAGAACCAUCUACAGCAACUAUUGUUUUUAUUGAUACUGAUGAAGAUGAUGUUUAGUUUAUUCAAUAUUGUUUUUAUUGAAACUGUUAAUAAGAAUUUACGUUUAUUUUUUGUUUGAUAAAUGUUUAUUUAUUCUAAGAUUAAUGAGAUAAUUUUGUCUAUAAAAACUUGUUGUAAAACCAAAAAAAGGAAUAUUAAAAAAUAAAAUGUUUAGUCUCAUCAA
Molecule: messenger RNA, 1418 nt
Organism: Myzus persicae (green peach aphid)
Lineage: Eukaryota; Metazoa; Arthropoda; Insecta; Hemiptera; Aphididae
Exons: 8
Coding region: 380-1252 (290 amino acids)
Source: RefSeq, a predicted model, not a curated record